This is a messenger RNA of Megachile rotundata (alfalfa leafcutting bee), 1076 nucleotides long. RefSeq lists its product as uncharacterized. The record is from RefSeq and is a predicted model, not a curated record. NCBI's taxonomy places the organism in Eukaryota, Metazoa, Arthropoda, Insecta, Hymenoptera, Megachilidae.
UUCUGCAGAAACAUUGGAUAAUAUAAGUUAGCAUUAACACUAAAUUUGGAUUUAAAUAAUUUACAUUAACAACAAAUUACUAGUAUUACAGUUUUAUACAAAAAGAAAAUUGUGUAAUAUCACACAUAAAAUGAAGUGGAUAAUUUUUGGUGUUAUGUUGAUAAUAUGGAAUUGCAUAAUAUCCUGUCAAGAUAUUGUGUUUCCUGAUGACGAAGAAAUAACUCAUGUCAGUGGCAACAAUGUGUCGAUAACGGAGCGUAUUCCAGUAGCUGCACCAGAUAUAUGUCGCGAAAAUAUGCUUCUUUAUCCAGGAAGUGGAAAUAUUAGCACAUGGGUAUGUGAUUGCAGACCCAGAUUUUUAUAUUUUCCAUUAUCUGAUUCAUGUUACGAAGCUUAUAAACAAGGACCUUGUCAACCAAAAAAUUACGUGGUACUUCCUAAAAAUGAAAGUGUGCCAAAAUGUGUAAAAAAUCCUUGUUUAGAGGAUGGUUUAGUAUCAUAUAACAACACAUGUUAUCCUUUAAGAACUAUGGGAGGCCCUUGUGGUCCUGAUGGAGUGAUAGGAGUAAACGAAACUACUUUUGAGUUAGAGUGUGUACCAACAGAAAUUGCGCCAUUUGUAAUAAUUCAAGUACCGAAACGGCAACCAUGUCCUCCAGGAAGUCGCAGAAUCGCUCUUGGAAUGUGUAGAGAAAUACUUUAAAUUGAUUUUUUGUACCAAAUAUUUUGGUACAAAAAUUUCUGUUUAUAAUGAACUAUUUGUUCAUUUGGUUGAUUCAAUAUAAUAAAUAUAAACAUAUUAUUAUGAUUUGAGUAUAUUAUGAGAAUAUAUGCUAUACAUAUUUACAAAAUAUAUUACUUAAUUAAUUAAGUAUAUUCACGACGAAAUUCUUAAUUUAUGUACAUUCAAAUAUAUAUUUUUAUUUUUAUAAAAUUUAUACCAUCAAGCUGGGUAUUAAAUUCAUUGAUAUAAAUUACUGGUUUGUAUUACUAUUUUGACAGUUACUAUUUUUAUGCACUAUAUAUACAGAUCAACAAAAAUGUAAUACAAGAAUAAAAUCCGUUAUAUUUAACAA